AUGGAGUUGUGUUCUGGUGGGGAGCUCUUUGAACGAAUCGUGACAAAUGGGAAAUUGUCUGAGAGUUACACCUGUAUUAUCAUGCGUCAAAUUCUCAGUGCUGUGGCCUAUUGUCACAAACUUAACAUAAUGCACCGAGAUAUCAAGCCUGAAAACAUUUUAUUUGCGGAUAAAUCAAUAUCUUCACCUAUCAAAAUGAUUGACUGGGGAUUUGCUGCGCAAUGCUUAUCUAAUCAUAUCUUCACAAGCAUCGUUGGGACUCCAUACUAUGUAGCUCCAGAAGUGUUGUCGGGAAAAUACACUAAGAUUUGCGACAUAUGGAGCUGUGGAGUUGUCAUGUUUAUUUUGCUUAGUGGUAGUCCCCCUUUUCACGGUAAAUCAAACAAAGAAACUUUAGAAAAAGUACGAAAAGGAGAAUAUACGAUGAACGCAUCAGUUUGGAAAAACAUAAGCAGUGCUGCCAAAGAUUUAAUUCGCAGAAUGCUAGAGUACAAUCCCGAGCGUCGAAUAACAGCGGAGGAAGCGUUGAAGCACCCUUGGAUGAACUGCAUGGUUCGAAAAAUAUAUUAA
Molecule: messenger RNA, 570 nt
Organism: Dermatophagoides pteronyssinus (European house dust mite)
Lineage: Eukaryota; Metazoa; Arthropoda; Arachnida; Sarcoptiformes; Pyroglyphidae
Product: calcium-dependent protein kinase 2-like
Source: RefSeq, a predicted model, not a curated record